Cladophialophora immunda is the source of this 2070-nucleotide messenger RNA. RefSeq lists its product as uncharacterized. The record is from RefSeq and is a predicted model, not a curated record. Gene Ontology annotation, cellular component: mitochondrion. Gene Ontology annotation, biological process: iron-sulfur cluster assembly. The coding region runs from base 119 to 1069 and encodes 316 amino acids. Gene Ontology annotation, molecular function: iron ion binding; iron-sulfur cluster binding. Lineage: Eukaryota; Fungi; Ascomycota; Eurotiomycetes; Chaetothyriales; Herpotrichiellaceae. The transcript has a single exon.
GCUAGACACUGACGGCCCUCACAACAUCCCAAAAACAAUCCCAUAUCUGCACACUUCCCGGCUUCUUUGUAUAACUACCGAAACCUUUGUACAUAAUACCCUUUUACCAUCCGAUACGAUGCGUGGUCUCAUACCGUCUCGGUCACUGCGCGCCCUGGCCGGCGUGAGUUCAAAGCCGCCAUUGAACCCCGUCUGUCGGGCGGCCUGCAUCCGUCACGUCCAUCAGUCGUCCGUCCGCAUUGCCCCCCUCACCUCGUCGCAGUCCCGUCGGCGGCCGGUUCUACGGCCAGCGCAGCAGCAGCCCGCGACCUCGAUCACGCGCGCAACCCGGUCAAUCUACAUCCAGACGCAGCCGACGCCCAACGCCUCGGCGCUGAAGUUCCUCCCCAACCACCCCGUCCUGCCGGAAGGCUUCCCGUCCACGUUUCUCGAGUACAACUCGCCGCGGUCGACGGUGGCGGCGCCGCACCCCUCGCCCCUCGCGGCGCGACUGCUCGACGUCGACGGGGUGUCCUCGGUCUUCUACGGGCCCGACUUCAUCACCGUGACGAAAGCCGAGGACGUCAACUGGGCGCACAUCAAGCCCGAGAUCUUCGCGUUGAUCACCGAGGCGAUCACAUCGGGCGAGGCACUGGUGAAUACCGUGGAGAAGUCUACGUCGGCGGAAGAUGGCCAGGGGGGUCUGGGCGAGGACUCGCUCGCCCCCAACGACGAGGACGAUGAGGUGGUCGCUAUGAUCAAAGAACUACUGGAGACGCGCAUCCGGCCUGCGAUCCAAGAAGACGGCGGGGACAUUGAGUACCGCGGGUUUGAGAACGGCAUGGUCAACCUGAAGCUGCGGGGUGCGUGCCGGACGUGCGACUCCAGCACGGUUACGUUGAAGAAUGGCAUCGAGUCGAUGCUGAUGCACUACAUUGAGGAGGUCAAGGGGGUCAACCAGGUGCUGGACGAAGAGGAAGAGAUUGCCAUGCAGGAGUUUGCCAGGUUUGAGGAGAAGCUACGGCAACAAAAAGGCCCCGACGCGGCUCCUUCGACCGUGGGCAAGGGCACUCUCGAUUUCGUGGAAUGAGAUUUUGGUGGCUCUGAGGAUCGGCACCCGUUUUGUUAGUUGUCGUGUCCACGAAUGAAUCCAGUGGCAUCUUCUCGGGAACGAUUGACCGGAUAAGUCCUGGCCUGCCUCUGGCGACAUAUGCCUCUCCCCGUUUCCCAGACAGAACGGGAAUUUCGUAGAGGGGAUCGGGUGGCCAAUGAGAGGGGAGAACCCGGCGAUCUUUCUCCAAGCAUCGAGCUGCGGAGGUCGUCUUGGCGGGCAACGGAGCGUUGAAGAAAGAUUCCCGAGGUGAUGUCGAGGGGAUCGAGAUAGAGUAUCUGGGCAAGUGUCGCCGCGGGGGAACAGGCACGUCAGGUGGACACGGCUGGCGCAGGUGUUUUGAGGGAUAUAUACGUCGCCUAAGUACAGAGAGGAUCUCAUUCGUCGUCGGGGAGGUGGCGCCAUGGGUGAGACGAGCAGGAGUGACGAAGGGGGGUCCAACCGGGGGACAUGACUUUGUCUGUGGUCAUGAGCACCAGAGCACGAAGUACAGUACAUUGGUGUGGUCGGUACACCAAGUAGUAUAGAUCAGGGCGCACAUGCUUCUGAGCGGUUUGAAGCAGGCCGUUGUUGGUUGGCUUCAGGUUUGCGCCAAGGGGCAACAUUUCGGAUGGGCGUAACAGAGUGAUUGGCUUCCCCGCAAAAUGUUGAAUUGGAUUCCGGUGGCUUGAUGCAUGUCGGUGUCAGGGUCAAUCAUGGGGUGGAGGAGGUGAGAAGAAGCAUCUCGAUCGAGGGCAGUUCAAGGGCAGCCCGUUCUGGCCAGUGUUGAGCAGCAGCACCCACUACCGUGUUCAUCAUGGCGCCAGUUUUACAGUUACGGAGGACCAGGAGCAAGGGUGCCAGGUUGUAAGAAGAGGAGGGAUGGAGGAGUCGGUCACUCAAUACUGCCUAGCAGGACAACAGAGGGAGGGGAGUGUGGGUGUAGAUCGAUCACUGAAUGUUGAUGAUGUGCAUGACGUUCCGUCAAUCACAACUACUGG